GUUAAGCGCGUCGUUCAAGAUGGCAGCGUUGGUGUUUAUAUAGUUCGCUACACUUCGUCCGAUGAAGACCGUUUAUUUAUUUUUUUCCCUUGUAAAGCCUGUUUGACUGGACUGUUAACAGGAAAUUAAAGCGGAAGUGUUGUGUAACGACAAGAGACGGUUUUGGGCUGAAGACAUGAUGUGCUUCAUUAAAUAAGAAGGAUGGCCGCACGUUCCCGUCUCUCUCUCCUCGCUUCUCUGGCUUCUCCUCAGAGUUCCCUGAGGGCAGGAUGGAGGAGUUUGAGUCUGUUCUCUGCUCCGUCUCCGUCCAGCUGGAGUAAAGUGGUGUCCGAUGCUGAGAAGAUCGUGGGAUAUCCGACAUCCUUCAUGAGCCUGCGCUGCCUGCUGAGUGACGAGCUGAGCAACGUGGCCAUGCACGUGCGCAAACUGGUGGGAACCAAACACCCGCUGCUCAACACUGCCAGGGGGUUUGUGUAUGACAGUAAACACAAUCUGCAGAUGCGUGGUCUGGUGGUGUUGUUGAUGUCUAAAGCAGCAGGACGGAGCGGCUCGGCGUCUGACCCUCUCCUGCCCGAUAUGAUCAGCGGGAUUUACCCCAGUCAGCGUAGCCUGGCUGAGAUCACUGAGCUGAUCCACACGGCGUUCCUGGUGCAUCGUGGGAUCGUGAAUUUAAAGGAAUGUACCUUCUCAGACGGACCUCUCAAGGACAUGCAGUUCGGGAACAAGAUGGCCGUCUUGAGCGGUGACUUCCUGUUAGCCAACGCCUGCACAGGAUUGGCUCAGCUGAACAACACCAAGGUGGUGGAGCUGAUUUCCAGUGCCAUCGGAGACCUGGUGCAGGGCGUCUAUUACGAAAGCUCCACCUGUGGCGAGGAGGGAAAGCCGUCGGUGGCGUCGUGGGAGGACCAGGCCUUCCUCUCCCAUGGUGCAUUGCUGGCUAAGAGCUGCCAGGCGGCCAUGGAGUUGGCGAGACACGACGCGGAGGCUCAGACUCUCGCUUAUGAGUACGGCAAACACCUCGCUCUGGCACACAAGCUGAAUUCAGACCUGCAGCCCUUCACGAAGCGUGGUUCCGACCCGGUCGUCUUCUCUCUGGACUCGGCUCCUGUGGUUUUCCACCGUCUGAUCGUCGGACACGAGGUGUGGAUGCGCCAGCUACAGCAGGCCCAGAACUCCACAACACACAUGGAUUACUCCAAGCUGUGGACUGGGAUUAGAUCAGGGGGCGGAGUUCAGCAGGCUGUAGAUCUCUGCACUCAGCAUGGUAACACGGCGCUGGACGCUAUCCGGCGUUUCCCUCCGUCCGAGGCUCGGUCAGCUCUGGAGAACAUCGCCGGCGCCAUCACCAGGUUCUGAUGGAGGAACCGCACAAAGUCCUGAGUCUGAGCUCCGCCCUCCUCGCGCCAGCCGGGCCGAACAUCCGGAGUGGACACGCUUUCUCUGUCCGUGGAUUCCCCCGGCGGCGGAGCUAGCUGAGAGGAACAGCGGAUGAGUGAAAGAACCAGCGCAGGAUUUCACCAGGAUCUGAUGUUCGACUUCUGAAGGCGUCUCCAUAGCAACAGCGACAACAAAGACAACACUGUGUGUGUGUUUUUAUUGAGAGAGUGGAUCCGCUAGCACAAGACUUUGCAUUAGUGUUAGCUUCUGUUUAUCGUAACGGGAAGACAAAUCUCUUCACGCAUUGUUAACGUCAUGUGUUUCUUUGGUUGCCGUGGCAAUAAAACGUGACCUCGCC
Molecule: messenger RNA, 1735 nt
Organism: Hemibagrus wyckioides
Lineage: Eukaryota; Metazoa; Chordata; Actinopteri; Siluriformes; Bagridae
Gene: pdss2
Product: prenyl (decaprenyl) diphosphate synthase, subunit 2
Exons: 9
Coding region: 202-1356 (384 amino acids)
Biological process (GO): ubiquinone biosynthetic process; isoprenoid biosynthetic process
Cellular component (GO): transferase complex; mitochondrion
Molecular function (GO): prenyltransferase activity
Source: RefSeq, a predicted model, not a curated record